Maudiozyma saulgeensis is the source of this 2394-nucleotide messenger RNA. The record is from the annotation of a GenBank genome assembly. Lineage: Eukaryota; Fungi; Ascomycota; Saccharomycetes; Saccharomycetales; Saccharomycetaceae.
AUGACUUUCCCUAUCAUUCCAUUGUACGGUAGUGAUUUCCAAGCCACUUUAACUGCUAAACCUUUCUUAAGAUUAGUAGGUGAUGUUGCCCUUGAUGCUUCCGCUUUUAAAAAUGAUACUGAUGUUCUCAACGCAGUAAAACAACUAUUAAAAGGUUCUGCUAGAACUGUUUCUUUAGUGCUUACUGGUGAUAAAGAAUUCGAUGAAAAUCAAUUGAUUAAUUUAUUAAACAACGGUGUCUCUAGUUUACUCACCAACACAGCCAUUCCUUUUGAUUCUAUUCCAAAAGCUAGAGUUUUAGAGAUUCCAUCUACAAUUACAUUAACUAACAAGAUCACUUUACAAUCUUUCACCAAGACAUUUUUAUCUCAAGUGAAAACCGAUAGAAAAGACGGUCUAUACACUACACUAGUUGUAGACGAUAAGGAACGUUGUCUAGGAUUAGUCUAUUCAUCCAUUGGAUCUAUUACACAGGCUAUCUCUCAACAAGUCGGUGUAUAUUUCUCUCGUUCUAGAAAUGAAAUUUGGGUGAAAGGUUUAACCUCGGGUAACACUCAAUCCUUAUUAUCUAUCGAUAUUGAUUGCGAUGCUGAUGCAUUGAAAUUCACCGUUUCUCAAGUAGGCACUGGUUUCUGCCACAAUGGUACUCAAUCAUGUUUCGGUGAUCUUACCUAUGGUUUAACUGGCUUAGAACACACUUUAAACGAUAGAAUGAUUAAUGCAGUCGAUGGUUCAUACACUCAAAGAUUAUUUAAGGAUGAAACUUUAUUAAAUGCAAAGAUCAAAGAAGAAGCUGAAGAAUUGACAGAGGCUGUUACUAAAGAUGAAUUAGCUUGGGAAGCUGCCGAUUUGUUCUAUUUCGCAAUGGUUCGUCUUGUUGCUAAUGGUGUUAGUUUAGCCGAUGUUGAAAGAAAUCUAGGUAUGAAGAAUUUAAAAAUUACUAGAAGAAAAGGUGAUGCCAAGGAGAAAUUUUUGGCUAAGGACACAAAGAAUAAUGAUAAUACUCAAGAACCAGCUGCAAAGAAGGCCAAGGUUGAAAGAACUCUAGGUUCUAAUGAUAAGAUAUAUCUAGAUGUUGUGAAUUCUACCGAUCUUGAAGGUGUCACCAAAGCAGUAACAAGGCCAAUUCAAAAGACAUCACAAAUCAUGCACUUGGUUAAUCCAAUUAUUGAUAACGUUAGAAAAAUUGGUGACAAAGCUCUUAUGGACUACACUAAAAAAUUUGAUGGUGUUGACUUGAAGGCACCUGUGUUAGAGGCACCAUUCCCAGAAGAAUAUUUGGAAGGUCUAACACAAGAAAUGAAGGAAGCCCUUGAUUUAUCCAUUGAAAAUGUACGUAAAUUCCAUGCUGCACAAUUACAAAAGAAACCUUUAGUAGUCACCACACAACCAGGUGUAGUUUGUUCCAGAUUCCCAAGAGCAAUUGAGAAAGUCGGUAUAUAUAUCCCAGGUGGUACUGCAAUCUUACCAAGUACUGCUCUUAUGUUAGGUGUUCCUGCUCAAGUGGCUGGUUGUAAAGAAAUCGUCUUUGCCUCUCCACCACGUAAAUCCGACGGUAAAGUCUCCCCAGAAGUUGUAUAUGUAGCUAUAAAAUGUGGUGCCUCUAAGAUCGUUUUAGCUGGUGGUGCUCAGGCUGUCGCUGCAAUGGCUUAUGGUACUGAAUCUGUUCCAAAGGUUGACAAGAUCUUGGGUCCAGGAAAUCAAUUCGUUACUGCUGCCAAGAUGUAUGUUCAAAAUGAUACUCAAGCUCUAUGUUCUAUUGAUAUGCCAGCUGGUCCAAGUGAAGUUCUUGUUAUUGCUGAUGAAGAUGCAGAUGUUGAUUUCGUUGCUUCAGAUUUAUUAUCUCAAGCUGAACACGGUAUAGACUCUCAAGUCAUCCUUGUCGGUGUAAACUUGUCCGACAAGAAGGUCCAACACAUACAAGAAGCUGUUCAUGAACAAGCUCUGGCUCUACCUAGAGUUGACAUUGUCCGUCAAUGUAUUGCUCACAGUACUAUCAUCCUAUGUGACAACUAUCCAGAGGCCUUCGACAUGUCUAACAAAUAUGCUCCGGAGCAUUUAAUUUUACAAAUCAACGAUGCUGACAGAUAUGUUUCGUUAGUCGACAAUGCUGGUUCUAUCUUUGUCGGUUCAUACACUCCAGAAUCCUGCGGUGAUUAUUCCAGUGGUACUAACCAUACCUUACCUACCUACGGUUACGCAAGACAAUACAGUGGUGCCAAUACUGCCACAUUCCAAAAGUUUAUUACUGCUCAACAAGUUACCUCUGAAGGUUUAGAAAAUAUUGGUAAGGCUGUCAUGUGUAUUGCUAAGGUUGAAGGUCUAGAUGGUCACAGAAAUGCUAUUAAGAUCAGAAUGAGUAAACUAGGUUUGCUACCAAAGGAUUUCGUAUAA